ACCGUCACCUGGAAAACCCAACUUGACCGCGGCACAGGUGUGCGACAUCCCCAAAAAAAUUGUGAAAGAUGGGGAAUGCAGUGACACAGCAUCACACAAAAAUUUCAGAAUCUGAUUUGAUCUCUGGAGAGAGAGAGACAAAAAAGAGAGAUUUUUGCUUCGCUCCACCCCAUCGCCGCCGUGGCGGGCACCCCAAGCACGAUCCGCCGCGGCACGUCCUUGUAGAAGCCGCCAGGGACCACAUCCUGGUACACGCACGGCGCCGUUCGUGCAAUCGCGCUUGACCGUUCGAAGCUCGAACCAGUUCCUCCACCUCCCUCGCGGCGGUAGGCCUGCACCUUCGCCGGGCAUCGGAGACGGCCGAUGCAUGUUGAUCUUGCGCGCGUGGCGCCAGCACGCGGGGCCGGGGCCAUCCGGCGGGAAGACGAUGCCAGUGCAGCCGGACAGGAGAGACGCGCGGCUGGCGACGGCGCGGAGCGGCUCCCUGUUUCCGCGAUUCGAGCCCCAGCCCCUCCUCGCUCGCCCCAGCGCCGUGCUUCGAGAGGACGCGAGCCGCGAGGCACGCGGGCGCGCAGCAGGAGGCCGGUGAGGCAGUCCGCCGCGUCCUCGCUCGCCUCGGCGUACAGGCGUCCAGCACGCGCCGCGAACUCUUCGUCCCACCAACCACCACAAGCGUGUAAGCAACGCCUCCCUUGAUCUCUCUUCUGCUAUUCAUUCUCUGCAACAUUCCAUCUCAACUGUUGUACUUAUGCUGUGGUCAUCGCGCAGUUGGAUGCAAAACGAGACAGGCCGGGUCAAACACAAGCACGGCAAAAAAAGGCAAGGCCCAAGUGCACGCCAUGGUGUCCGUGGCCCGAGUGGCUGCCGCAGUUGCCGCCGUUUCUGCAGCCACGGCCACGACUCCAAGACGGCCGCAGCCAUGGCGUCAGCCGCUGAGCUGCUAGCUUCACACUGCGCUGAGAUAGCGCAGCUCGCAGGGGCAGGUCAUGACCGGGUGUCCGAUCUGCGCGCGGUUGAUGCCACCAGCCCUGGUGAUCUCAUGACACUCACAGCAGCAGCGACAGGUCAUACUCAAGUUGAAGAGCAAACUCGUUGGAGGUGCACUCUCAAAAAACAACAAAAGUGUGGUUUAUGGUGUCUACAGUGAGCUCCCAACAUGGACUGAGCCAGAGAGAGGUUCACCAGAGAAGACAUGCUGCUUUGGCUUGAGUACAGCACAAGGCCUGAUUAAAUUCGAGUGUGACAGCAGCACAAAUAAAUAAAUUUGGGCUGAUGGUGUACAGAACCUCCUUCAACAAGUUGAUGUAGCUGAUCAAGUAGG
Messenger RNA from Phragmites australis (common reed), 1321 nucleotides. RefSeq lists its product as uncharacterized. The record is from RefSeq and is a predicted model, not a curated record. The transcript is spliced from 3 exons. Lineage: Eukaryota; Viridiplantae; Streptophyta; Magnoliopsida; Poales; Poaceae. The coding region runs from base 749 to 1147 and encodes 132 amino acids. Gene Ontology annotation, biological process: auxin-activated signaling pathway; phloem or xylem histogenesis; leaf vascular tissue pattern formation.